Messenger RNA from Talaromyces proteolyticus, 885 nucleotides. Its product is annotated as translocon protein Sec61beta. The transcript has 3 exons. Lineage: Eukaryota; Fungi; Ascomycota; Eurotiomycetes; Eurotiales; Trichocomaceae. The coding region runs from base 157 to 540 and encodes 127 amino acids. Gene Ontology annotation, cellular component: Sec61 translocon complex. Gene Ontology annotation, biological process: intracellular protein transport. The record is from RefSeq and is a predicted model, not a curated record.
CAUACCUCACCUCCAGCUCUUUGCGUAGCCGUCAACUUUCGUCUUGUCAUUGUGAUUAUCUCUCAGGCCACACUUUUCUUUUCUUAUUCUAAUAUUUAAAUAUUUCUGUCACUUGUCGUUCCUUAUCCUCGGGCAGAUCAAUUGCACUCCACAAAAAUGUCCUCUCCUCGCGCCUCUUCUCCUCUCGCAUCUGGUGCUGAGUCUGGCCCUGAUACCAAAUCUUCCGGCUCUGGCGCCGCUGCUGCAUCCGGAUCCUCUGCAAAUCGCCCUUCCUCGCCCACGCCGCCCGGUGGUCCUCGUACGGCUCUUCGUCGACGCGCUGCUGCAGACCACAAGGAAUCAUUGCGCAAUGCGCGACCGGCAUCGACUCGCUCUGCUGGUGCCGGUGGCUCCUCCGGCACUAUGCUCAAGCUCUACACUGACGAGAGCCCAGGCCUCCGAGUAGAUCCUGUCGUCGUUUUGGUUUUGAGCUUGGGUUUUAUCUUCUCUGUUGUUGGUCUGCAUGUCAUUGCCAAGAUCACCCGCAAAUUCUCUGCGUAGACAUUUUCAUGGGUCCUGCAGUGGCCUGUAUGAUGUCAGUGCAGCGCACAACUGUCUCUGAAUCUAUACCGCAAGAAAAAAUGAUACUACACUUGCGACUCGUCAAUGAAGGUCUCCGCUUGCCUUUACCUUCCUCCUCUAUACCCCUCUAGUACUUCUGAUCCGACGUGGCGUGGAAUUGAAGUUGCUUAAGCACAGCGUGGAUAUAUACUUCUUUACGGUUAUGGGCUUGCAGCUUGCUCUAAAGAAAGAUAAACUGGCAUUACUGUAUAUUAUUUUACUACACAGAAACCAAAAUUCACCGGAGUCUGGCUGUCUUUGCUAUAAUAUUUUGGCUCGUAGUGC